CAUGGCGAGGCGGCGGAUCGAUUAUUGGAAGGAAGUGGAAGGAAUAUAGCUCACUUUCUGUACAGUAUAGUGUUAUAUUAGCAAGUGUCCAGAUGUGUUUGCUGAGUUUGGUGGAGUUGCGGUGCAUUGCGUGUUGGAAUGAUGAGCUGGAAACUGAAGAAAUGUAGAUUUAUGCCGUUAGCCUUCCAGGACAAAGUUCAGCUAUUUAGUUCUGUGCAUAUCACGAUAAUUCUUGGAGGGUGAAUCAGAGUAAUGAAGUGUGUACUCAUCAUAAGCUCCUUACCAGACAUUCUUUUUGUCCAUGCUGAUAAAGCUUUUAUCAAGCAUGUUAACAAACUUUCUCACAAUGCUGGCUUCAUUGGUGAUGAUCACAAUGAAGAUGAGAUGGACAUGACUGCAUUGUCACAAAUAUUUUCUCCAAUGAUCACUUCACUAACUUACAUGAAUGACCUGGGAAAUCCCUACUCUUCAAUUCUGUGUGAAGAUGGCACUUUGUUCGUUUUCAGUCAGUUUAAUGACCUGGUUUUCACAGCAGUCAAUGGUGAUGGCGAAGAGUCAGAAGAAUUCUUGAAAAGGAAAUUAUCGGUGGUAUACAGGUUGGCUACCUUACACUAUGGAGCUUCUCUUGAUCUAUUAAAACCCGAAAUUUUAUCAGCACAGAAAAAGGCUUGGAAAACCUUGGGAAGUUUGAUCGACACAUUUGGGUUUUUAUCCUCGCAACAACAAAGCUUUCUAGUUGAGGCUGUCGAACGCCUACACGUCAACCAGAACCUGAGUGGAAUGGCUAUUAAUUUAUUAGAGGAAGCACUAAAUUUGGCAAGGACUAGAGGUGGCCAGAAUGCAGUGCAUUCAUUAAUUAUGGUGAAUACAAAGCUACUUGCACUCUAUUCCGGUCCAAAUGCCUCAGAACUUAGGUCUGCAGAUCUUCUCUUGAUAACCAUUCUGCUAUAUAACAUCUUUCCACACUCUAAACAAGCUGUACCCCUAACACUAAACAGAACCCCACCUCCCUUAGCACACCAGGUACUUUGCAAAGGUGGACCUUCAGUAUCACACCACAUUCUUAGUGGCCCUUCAACAGAUGAUGGCUGUGCUGUAAGAGAACAGCAUCCAAGAGUUGGACGUGUGCACUCAGAUCCUGUUGAUAUAAGCCCACCACAAAGGAAGGCUGAACCUGAGGAGGCUGCUUAUGCAGGAUCAUCUGUUGAAGAUGAAUUGUUCUAUUCUCCUCGAUCAUCACCUAUACUUAGUGUAGGCAAGGAGGCUGCAGCUCAGGGGCUUACCCCAAAGACUCCGCUAUCAUUGAAAGAGCAUUUCUUCACACCAAGGGCAGGCACUCCUGAUUAUCUCAAGAAAAAGAUAGAGGAUGAAGAAGGCGAAGAAACUGAUGAGGAAGAACUUGAGACAGCCAGUGGUAUACAGAAUGAGGACAGAAGACAUGAAUAUUAUCGACAACCGGUCUUCUUAAGCUCUGAUAGAUGUCCAUAUUUACCUCAUGUUCUUCACUUUGUUCGCCUUGGUACAGGGACAGUUUUGGUUCUUGUCAGUGAAACAAAACAUUGCAAUAUAGCCCUGUUCAUUUACCAAGCGUUAGAGUCUCUGGCUUGUGUCAAGCCGUCUGCCGAGCAGGGCCAGCGGACGGUAACACAGGCUCAGGCUAUCAUGGAGAAACUGGAAACAAGUGUGAAAAGAGUUCUUGAAUCAAUGAGGACUCCUGUGGGGGUUGCUGUCGAGAAUCAAGUUCGGACCCUGCGCCAUCGAUGGGAGUUGGUAAAAAGAGGUGAUUUAUUAGGAUUUCUCGCUGCACCAAUGGGUGUUGAGAUGUCUCCACAGCUGGAGGCAUCUGUAGCGGAAAUGACUCGUUGUCUAAAGUCCCUCUUCAGUGUUUUGUUCUGUACCAGUCAGGGAGAGCCUUCGUUAAGUCAGCAGCUCUUAGCAACCAUCUCACAAAUCAAAGAGUUGCUUCAAACAAGGCUAAAAGACUACGAAGAUUAUCUGCUCGUCAAAGGACAGAGGAAUAUGACGAUGACUGCCUACCUUGAGGAGUUUCCGGGUCUCGUACAUUUCAUUCACGUGGACCGCUGUGUGGACCAAGUAACCGCACCUACCAUCAACACAAAAUCCACCAAGAUCCGGGACCCUCGCAACCCGAGCCAUGUUAUUAAACAGAAAAUUUGGGAUAUGUGGACGUAUGUGCAGUCUUACUUACAACGCGGUCAUCAUUUUAUAGCUGUCCGCGACGGAGAUUUCCUGUUUACUUAUUGUUUGUGGUUCCAAGACAACAAUGGGAACCCUGUGCAAGUGAAUUGCUCGUUAUCAGUCCGAGUCGGCUCCUCUCCAACAGGAAUUUUGUCGAGCGCUUACUACAAGGACUUAACAAAGCGAUGCUUCCCAUCAACCCCUUCAAGCUCUAUACGCUGUUUUGAACUCAUGUGUGUCCAUGUGGGGUUGGUCCCAGUACAGUUUGCUGUGAAGCAGAUUCGGAGACUUAUAUUAAAACUGUUCCAAAAGUCUUUGGGAUCCAGUUUUGCACUCAGCUUGAUACAAUGAUGUCAGAUAGAAGAGAGAUUUAGGUUGGUGUGGACAGAGCUGAAUAAUGAAAUGCUACGUCAGAGGGCAUGUGGUCAACAACGCGGGCUCAAAAGUCCUAGGUCUAA
Messenger RNA from Stylophora pistillata, 2657 nucleotides. RefSeq names its product BLOC-3 complex member HPS1. Gene Ontology annotation, cellular component: BLOC-3 complex. Gene Ontology annotation, molecular function: guanyl-nucleotide exchange factor activity. Lineage: Eukaryota; Metazoa; Cnidaria; Anthozoa; Scleractinia; Pocilloporidae. Gene Ontology annotation, biological process: vesicle-mediated transport. The record is from RefSeq and is a predicted model, not a curated record.